Molecule: messenger RNA, 10126 nt
Organism: Liolophura sinensis
Lineage: Eukaryota; Metazoa; Mollusca; Polyplacophora; Chitonida; Chitonidae
Product: calmodulin-regulated spectrin-associated protein 1-like
Biological process (GO): negative regulation of microtubule depolymerization; cytoplasmic microtubule organization; neuron projection development
Cellular component (GO): microtubule minus-end
Molecular function (GO): calmodulin binding; microtubule minus-end binding; spectrin binding
Source: RefSeq, a predicted model, not a curated record
UUUCAAUGAGCAGCAGCCAGAAAAUGAGGUGACUCAAAUUUGAUGGCAUUACCAAUAUACAUGGAUCUAAUUAAGGUAACCAUGUAUCCGAUAGAAUAGUGAAUGUCUUAAGCCUAUGCCUCCACGAUCCCCGUGACCAUACAGUUGAAUGUGAAGGCACAAGUGAUGAUACUAAGUGACAGAUCGGACCGAAUCCCAUGUGGGUCUGCCAUUUUUACCCAACUUAUUUCCAAGAGCUGUCAAACAAAUGAUGCGAUUUUAACACUGGACCCGAUUAAAGGACACACCACCUAGACAGUAUGGAUACCAGGUAUGGAGAGAAUCAGCCACAGACGGAAAAUGACAUCAUCGAAAUUGAACCGAUCGAAGAUUACAAUGUUCACAAAGCCAAACUGAGGGCGUCGCUGUUGUGGUUGCUGCAUAAAGCUUACGGAGAUGAGAUUCCGCGGGAGUUACAAGACCUGUACUAUGAGACAUCAGAGGGAAGCAUUCACCUGCUGCCACGGCUGGUUAACCUCCUGGUCAGUAGUGAGGUGUACUGUCAGACCUGCAGCUCUCUUUUCAGAGACACUGCCUAUCAGUGGCAAGGUCACUGGAGCAUUAUCCAGGUGUUGUCCAGGAAGGGUAUCUAUGUGAUGGAGACAGACGAGGUGGCUGUCACAGCUACGGUUCUCACACAAACAGCGCCAUUCAGGCUGAAUGCUCACCUGGCUCUGAUUGAUGCCCUGAUGACUGCUCACUCCGGUGAAAUCUUCACGGUACAGACAGUGGUGCAGGCUGUCAGACGUUUUACAACAGUGAAUGCCUCCAGUGAGUUACCCUCCAGCCUGGAUGAUGCUGUGUUAUUCUGGGUUAACAAGGCCUGCAGCACAAUCCUACACAAGAUAGAGGAAGAUCGCAAAGUUCAUGAACAACAGCUUAUACAAGGGGAGACAACUCAGAAGGUGCGGAUUACGCGGAAGCAGUUAUCACCUAAGGAACUACCUGUGAUUGAACCGAUGAAAGAUUUGAUACAAGAUAUUUCUGACGGCUGCUCCUUAGCAGCCACCAUCAGCUUUUAUAGCCCACAAGUUCUCAGACUAAAUGAUAUCUGCUUAAAAAGAAACCUUGGUAUCGCCGACUCUCUGUUCAAUCUCCGUCUGGUCAGAAACUUUUGUGAACGUCACCUGCCAGCUAAAAUCUUCCACUUUGAAUACGUAGAUCUGCUUUAUUGCCAUGAAUCUCUGAGACAGAAUGUGACCGCUUUUCUUGCCGAGCUAUUCUACUGGUUUGAGAUAGAAAAGGCCGAUUGUGUUACCCAGGGUACGUCAACACGACCCUCAACGGCUGCCCGUCUCUCCAGCGCUAGCAAGACACCAGUGCCAAUCAGCGAGGUGACCAAGAGGAGCUUUCACAAAUCUCACACUGACGAAUCUCCCUCUUCCCCACCAGAUCUGACUCGGGUGCCCCCCAGUCCAACGUCUAAUUUACCUGCCCGACAGGUGUUGUUACCAAAGAGAGUUAACCAGGAGGAUGGUCACCAUCAAGAUGCUGCAGGAACACGCUCCGGGGCUCAGGCUGCCCAUCACUCCAUCUUGGCCUGGCAGGAAGACGCCCCACCGGUGCCACAAGAAAGACGACCUGGUCGAAAGCCGGCACCACAGAGCAUCCAGCAGAGGGACAACCCACUAGCGACAGAGUACAGCCCUGGGGUUACAAGUCAGAGUCAGGGCAGCAACCUCCUGGCCAACGUCAGCAUUGACAGUGACGUCCUCGAUACAUGCCGCUCAGUGGACCUGGAUGGGCUGGCAGAGAGCCUGGACAUAGACGGGGCAGCUAGCCUGUCCAGCUCGCCCCAGCAGCACAGAGGCUCCCCCGGCAAAGAUCACGACAAUCUUGAGAUCCUGAGCAUCUCAUCCACAGGCACUAGCACACAGAUGUCCAACCAGAUGGGUCUGCGGAGCUCAGUGCACUCGGUCAAGGGUGACCCUCUUAUGCCCGCACGGCUCAGGGCGUCCAAGGAAAAGGGGUCCAACCAUAGUAAAGCCGAGGAGAGAGGCGAUGCGGCAUCCCGCAAACCAUCCAACCAGGCCGUGAGGAAGGCCCGCAUGUUGCCAGAACCGAAACCAUCUUCCUCGACAAUGCAGUCCGCUGACUUGUCUGUUCGUGUAAGUUCAGGCUCAAACAGCUCGUCCCCGGAUGAUAUGGUUGUAACACCCUUACCAGAUGACCAGAUGUCUUCCCAGGAGCUCCCAGUGCAAGGGCCUGUCCCCUCACACAGCUACACAAUACCAGACGUGGCAAGCACGCCUCAGGCAGCAGAGGCGGCUGGCAUCCCUGUUGUGUCUGAGAGCCUGGAUCAACAAGACCCCAUGUACGUCGCACAGGUUCAGAAACGCAGCCGCCAAAGCAGCGUUGCCAGCAACAGAAGCUCAGGUGAGUUCUCUGACCAUGAGUCUCAGAAGAUUCACCUGGAUCACAAGAGUCGAGAGUCUGCAGUUCCUAAAGAAAUGUCCCCACUGAGAGUGUUACAGUCGACUGAUGAGAGACCAAUUAGUUUACCUGUUGGUCAACAGCUUGGUGACAUUAGCAAAGCCCCACUCAUAAUAACCGAUGGCAGUGAUAAAGGAGUGGUUCAUACCACAAGCUUUGCCCAGAUAAAAAAGCUGCAUGAUGUGGGUCAGUAUGACAAUUCAGGCUUUGUGUUCAUGCAGCAUGGGCAUGAUUCAAAUGGAAACAGUGGUAAUAGAACGUCCCUCAAGGCUGCAUUCCAGAGGAAGCAAGCAGAAGGAAACGCAGGUAAGCCUGAGAAGAAAACCAGCUUUGCGGCAUUACCAAACCAGACGACCUGGCAGCAAAAUGCACAGAGGAUGCAGAUGGCAGGGACGAGCUCCGAACAAGGCAUUGAAAAUGGGGAGUCUUCGCAACCGUCAGCCUCUGAACUGCAGCAUGUGCGACGAAAACUUGAGGAGAAGCGUCGUAUGAUCGAGCGUGAAAAACACAGGAUGGAGCUUCAGAAGAGUAAACAACGACAGCGGCUAGGGAAAGCAGCUUUUCUUCAGGUGUUGUCUAAGCGAGAUGGCAAAGAGAACUCCAUCCAAGAACAACCAGAGGCUCACAUGACCAGGUCAGCAGAAGGUCGUGUCUCGCCUAUUCCCGGGGCUGUGGGGGCCAUGUCCACAUCCCAGCCCAACUAUAGCGAAAACAUGCCAGGGCUUCUCCUUUACAGCGAGAGCUGUUUCAGGGCAGAGGUGACACUAAAUUCAGAUCAACACCCCCCUCCGUAUCAUCAGCCUGACCCCACAGGAGCACCGAAAACGACUCCUCCUCUGGAUAAACACAGUCAGCCUUUCCCUCAUUCAUCACCUAUUCCUAUGACUUCAUCCCCCAGAAAUAUACCAGCUCUGUCCAAGGACGAGCAAGGCAAAGAAAUAGAGAAUUAUGACGAGUAUAACUCUUCGCUAGAUAAGCUGAACCACAGCUUGUCAGAACUACAGGGUGAAAUUAUGAGGCUUUCGUUGAAGCAAGAACAGUUAAAAAAGACUUCAGCGGAACCUAUUGGCCCAGUUGUUUCCCCGGCCCAGUCCAUGGCUGUGGCUGGACAGAAUGGGCACACAGGUCAGCCAUCGAGAGUGCCGCCUCCCGCCUCUCUGUGGCAGGGUCAGACUGAAGCCUCCGCCACCCAGGCAUACACCAGCCCACCCGCGGCUCAUCCUCAAGCACAGCAAGGUGCCCCAGCACCGUUUGUGAUGCACAGUCAACCUCCUGUGAACUUUCCGGCGUCUGGUGCAUACACCUCCCCAAGUCAGUACUCUGCUGGAGGGUACAUCCCACCGCAGCCGCCGUUCAGCCUUCAGUCCCCACCCAUGUACCAGCAGAUGUAUCAGCAGAGUCCACCUUACCCAGGACCGGCCGGAGCUGCCCCAUUCCUCAUGCACGUGCAAGGUGCUCCUUCACAGCCAUACCUGCCGCCCUCUUCCUCAGGGGCUCAAUACCAGGCCCCUGUGCCUGGGGUCUCUGGCUACCAACCCCAUCCCCAGUACAGUGGCACGUGCACAGUGACAUCUCACUCUCACCCCCACACUGCCCCAGGCUCUGCUGGUGUACCUAGGCCUCACCAGCACACAUUCCAAAAUGUGGGGGACAACGUGAACCCUUACACCAUGUCUAACUUACCUGAAGAGCCAGUACAAGAGAGAGUGACCUCAGCGGCUGAUGACAGAGUUCAGGCGGAUUUAACAGCAGUUCAACCUCAAAGUGAGUCACACGGUACUCCUUGUGCAUACGCAGAUAGUAACUCUUAUCACACCCCUGAAAGCCAGCCGGUUCAAAAUGAUGAGCACAGCUCCGCUGGAGGAAACGAAGGAUUUUUCAUUUCAUUCGGCGAAGAAACGCCAAAACGACCAAAGCCCAAACUCGGCAAAGACCGUCAUAAGGAGGAAUCUUAUGUGCGGGCAAACUUAUCAGAACGCCCUGAAACAUCGGGGAAUGGGAACGAGGCUUCGGACAUGUCUGGGCACUCGGCCUCUCCUCAGUCUACACACAGCCAGUCUGAUGCUAACACGUCAGGGAUAGGCUUUGUUGUUGGUGAAGACAACACCUCCAUUACCAAGUCCCUGGAGGAUGAGAUGCUGAAGAAGCGUGAGAAAAUGCUACACUUACAGCAGAAACGUCGGGAGGAGCAGGAGCGUAAGCGGCAAGAGAAAGAACAGGCUGAGGCGGAGAGGAGGGAGAAAGAACGACGGAAGCAGGAAGAAACAGAGCAGCGCAAGGCAGAGGAGAGAGCCCGGCGAGAUGCCAUUUUCCAGAAGUACAAGGAGAGAAAGGCCAAGGAUGACCAAGAGGAUUCCAGUGAUGAAGUCCGCACAAGGAAAGAGCGUCCUCGCGAUCGCCCCAGACCCAAAUCCAUGAUUGUGAAGACACGAACACCCAUCCAGCAGAAUGGUGGAGGCCCAGUAAGGGCAGGUAACUCUCACGAUGACCUGCACACAAGUUCAGCCAGAGAUCUGGCUACACCAUCACCAGUGCCAUCGGGUAGACUCACCCCCAAACGGGGCAAGCUUUAUCGACCAGCUUCAUGCCACCUAAUGGACACGAGUGAUGGCGACCCCAGAACAGCAUUACCGUACGCAGGGAGUAUGACUCACAGACGACCUCCCUCUCCAGAUUUGUAUGCACGAUACCAGAAUCGCAAGGCGUCUUCAGCGCGUGGAGCAGACAGUAACAGUGAGACAGGCUCGGCAGCUGGGUCAGAUUACGCUGGUCCUAAGUUGUAUGUGAAGCCUAGUCAGAAAUCUAACCGUCAUAUCAUCGUGAAUGCUAUCAGCCAUGUUUGUCUGGCGGGGACAGUUAACACAGACAUCAAGAAUAAAGUCCUGGAGGAGAUGAGCCGAUCAGAAGCCAAGCAUUUUGUGAUCUUGUUCCGCAGUGCGGGCUGUCAGUUUCGUGGUCUGUACACGUUUGAUCCUGAUACCGAGCUCACCUUCAAGUUAACAGGGGCUGGACCAAGACAGCUGACCAACAAAGCCAUCGAGACAUUCUACAAGUACAACUCUGGAGCAAAGAAGUUUAACAUCGUAGCCUCCACGAAGCAUUUAUCAGUAUCAAUUGAUGCUGUAGUAGUUCACAAUUCUGUGUGGAAGUCUUCAAAGCAAGCAAAGAGGUGAAAACAGUGAUUUCAGUGCAGUCCCGUGCAGAGAUGUCUCAUUCCCAGUGCUAAAGUUGUCUCCCCUUUAUUACAUGUCCUUUAAUGGACUUGUUUUUUUACGCUAAUCAUGGCUGAUGAUGGACUGCACCAUUGAUCUGCAGUCAGUGAUAGGCAUGCAUCCAAACUGUCAUUUUUCUGUGGCAUAAGAAACCAACUACGUUAAAAGUGACCUGAUUUUGUACUGAAUACGCUCACUAUAUGAUUCGUGUCUGUCUGUAAGGUUUCCUUCCUAGGCCGCGGGGUCAAUUGCCCCAGGUACUUGUGUUAAGGGUGGACACAUCAAGGCUGUGCCCAUCAGUGAAAAACUUGGCUAUCUUCAUAACUACGUGUAGGUAUCACCUAAUCACAGUAUUGCCAUAUCAUUCUGUUCAUCUUCAGGAAAAUGUACCAGUGACAACAGAAUAGUUCUGACCUGAUUGGUUAACUAACAUCUCGUGACUAAAUAAUACCAGUGUUUCAUUGGUCCAGGAAAUUUACACGUAGGUGGGGGCAUUUAGUGACCAGAGUUCAUACAGGUAGUACUUACUGAAUGUGUAGAGAGAGUUGUGAUGCAGAUUUUACUGAUUCACUACAGGAUUCCAACUAGAGUUCGAACGCUUACGUUUGGCCGGUUAGAAGACAAGGUUGUCACUCAUUCCACAAGUUUGUUCAGAUGAUGCUUUGUUUGGAAAUGUAGCAUGUAACCCUAUAUGUGGAAGUACAAAUUUACUGCCUUGAACUAUGGUAUUCAUUGUGUGACUGGAACCGAACAAAUUACGUCUCAAGUUUGAGGUACAAUAUACCGUGAUUGGCUCUGGUCUCCUUGUAUUACAUGCUAUGUGUUAUGUUUAACAUAAUUCAGAAAGCAGGCAUGUCCAUGUUGAUGUAUACUUGUUGUGGUUGUUGUUGUUGUUAAGCUGUUGUCAGAAGAACUUCCCUUGCAGCUUUCCAUUGUCAUUUUACAUGUACAAAUCUGAUAAUGAACCACACUCACUUCUAGCGCAGAACACCAACAGGCUCACAUGUAGAUGCAGUUUAAAUACCUUUAAACAGAUAGCAGAGACUUCUGGUGAGAAAAAGUGCUGACAAAUUUUUGCAGAGGUGGAUGUAACAUAAUCUAAAAACAGGUACCGGGUAUAUCUAAGACACUGGUAUAUGUAUGACCUUUUGAAAGAAUGUGAACUGUAAAUACAUGUAUUUUCUGGUCAGUGUUUCUCUUCAUUGCUCUCUAAGAAGCAGGUUGGACAUUAUACAUUUACAAGUUUGCAGAGAAUUUUAAGGCACUUUACAAUGAUUUAUGUAUCAUUGAAAUAGACAAUUGUCAUGACCACAAGUUGUGCUGAAGACAAAUGAACAAGUUUUAAGACUUUUGACUCAGGCAGUGAGUUACCAGUGCUUUGUGGGAUAAAAUGGACAGAACAAUUGAACAAAUCGGUACCAUAUUGUACUUAAAUAUUUUGUGCUAAGGGUCAUAUGUAUUUCAGCUGGUAGGAAUUUUCUUGUCCGCUUCUGGUGACUUAAUCUGGCAGAUGUCUGGUCCCAUUCUCUGAGAGUAGGCCUACAGAGAGGGUUAGCAUACCGCUAGCUUCUUGUCUCACCAAGACGAAUUCUGGUCCUGUUCUCUGAGAGUAGGCUGUGAGAGGGUUUAGCAUACUGCUAGGCUCUUGUCUCAUCAAGACGAAUUCUUGUCCCAUUCUCUGAGAGUGGGCUGUAAGAGGGUUAGCAUACCGCUAGGCUCUUGUCUCACUAAGGCCACCUCUGGUCCCGUUCUCUGAGAGUAGGCCUACAGAGAGGGUUAGCGUACUGCUAGGCUCUUGUUUCGUCAAGACGAAUUCCGGUCACGUUCUCCAAGGGUAGGCGUACAGAGAGAGUUAAAAUAAUGCUAGGCUCUUGUCUCAUCAAAACGACCAAGCAGCUGUUUGUUGUUUGAUGAAUUGUCAGAUUUUGCUAGUCAGAUUUUUGAUAUUCUGUAUGUAAAAUUUAACAUUUAACAUUGGACAUUCACUUAAAACUGACCCUGAUUGCAAGACGACGCAAAAGCAUAUAUUGGUGAUGUUGGCCGCUGUCGCGAAUUUGGCAGAUCAUUAUUGUUGUGUGGAGAAGCCAGAAGUGCAUUGAUUGAAGUACAGGGAUGUUUCAGACAUUCUCACAAGUGUUAUAGUGACACACUGAACUCGUGCCUCGUGUUUUUGUUUUGCACUCUGUUGUACUUUUGAAUAUGACACUAGAGAUGUUGGUGGUCUCAGCUAAACCCAAAAUACUGAAAUGUGGAUUACUUUCAGCUUCUUUGUCUCAUCGCAUUUCUUCGUUUCAUCGCAUUUCUUUGUCUCUCUUUCGCUUCAUCCAUUUGUCUUUGUCUCAUCAGUGAUAUCAUGUCAUUAUAUCAUGAAUCUUGAGCAUAAAUAAGCUGUACAUGUGUAUAUUUAAAAUGAUUAUGUAAUUACACAACUGUAAUUAAAAUUCGUGCAAACCUGCUAGAUAUGUACACUGUAUAUUGAGCCUGUAAAUAUGCCAAGCCUUAAAGAUAAGUUUUAAGUUAUUUUUGCAUGCCUAGAUAUAGCUAGACUGUUUGGAGUAAGCAUUAGCCUUGCCUUGUAAAAAAAAAUGCAAGAAAUGAGUGUAUUUGGGCCUGUAUAAAACCUGUUACACCACUUGUUGUUUUAAGUUUCCAAAUGUUGGCUUUAAUCUGAAUUAUGCUGUUUUUCAGAGAUGUGCAUUUUUUUAAUAUAAAAGUGCUGACUCUGUUGUUGUUGGAAUUCACAGUACGUGAAAUAGCACUGUUUGUGUUGAGUGGAUUUGCACAGUCUGGUAAUCAUUGAUUAUUGAAAUCUGACCCCAUUCUGCCGGUAGGCCUCCUAUUGACUGCUGUGUUCACGCCUUUGUCAUGGUGUUCCACAUUUACAGCUAUGUAAAAUGAACUAGUUAAACUCAUUUACUUUUGUGUGAAAUUUGAUUCACAUUCCUGCAGGUCUUUGCAAACGUCAUCGGUUCAGAAACAUAAAAAGGAUUGUUGUCAGUUUUCGGACAGUAGCUGAGAAUGUUGUGAGCUGCUUUAGUAGAGAGCUUUAACUUUCAUCUGUUAAAGACAAUUACCUGUCUUAAGGGAACACAGAGGUCUGCACCCAUUAGUUUCAGCCUUCCUUACAAAUCUUUGAAAAUGUUGUUAUCCUUUCAAAAACAUGUAUGUAAUUCAUAUGCAGUCUUAUUGGGUUAAAAUUUUAUCUUCAUUAAAUUAAGUGGAAAGAACAAAACAACUCAAGACUACCAUAUUGGUUGUCAGGCAUACCUUGCCUCAGUCUAACCGGACACCAAAGUGAAAGCCAAUAUUAAAUAACAUACUCAGUAGGUUCAGUAUGAAACUUUGUCACCUGGAGACUUUCAAAGGUCCUAAGACAACCCUCAAAUUUCAAGAAAUAUCAUUGUUCGCGUGGUAUUCAAGCUUUGUAGCUCCCCUCAAACCCUAAACCUAAUACCCCCACCCCCUCAACACCAAGCUGUCUGAAACUUAAGUAUUCUACUAGUACAGUCGAUAUUCACAUGUACAUGUAAGCUCUGUAAAGGAGCAUAUCUAAAUAAAACUGUACGAAGGUCUACUACAAGUACCUGUAUGUGUGAGUAUCCAGUGAUUUUAAGCUCUUCCAUAGUUGCUGAUUAACUGUGCUACAUAUUUGUACAUUUUGUAAGUAAUAACUGUAAUUAUUUAAUUUUUUUUUAUGUUGGUUUUGAUGGCAAGAGCUAAGCGUUUUUUACAGGCUGGAAAAAUGACAAGUUUCAAUAAUUAUAAACUCAAAUUAAUGCAUGUGUGGUAGACCUACUUAACACAGAAUGCAUUGUUAAUGUUCCCCAGUGUUUUACAUGCCAGAGAUGUUGCAGAAUUAGUUGGAUUCACCAGAAAAAUGGUUUUGUUAAUUAAUUUGUUUAUACUUUUUGUCUACACUGUAUUAUGCUAAAACCUGAAACCUCAACGUUUUUCUGAAUUAUUUGUACAUGUACGUGUCAUAUUUCCAUCAAAUGACAUUUUGGGUUAAAUGCAUGCCUAAUGUUGGCAUGAAUUGUAAUUAAGUUCCAAGGCAUGAGUUACAGGUAUUUAUAAUGUUUGUCAAAUUUUACCUGGUGUUUUGUUUUUUAAUACUCACAAAGGGAGACAAAUUUUGUGUGGUUUUCCUGAGGCGAACUGUUACCUAAGAGUGCAAAAAUAACCUGAUUAAAGAGAACAGCAUUGUCCAAUCAGACUGAUUAUGUCUGGCCCGCAGAGUCUAUAAGCCGGUUAUUUUUUCAGUGUAUUUAUGCUAAUUUAUUUGACGAUCUCUGCUUUUGUUUGGCCACUGUGAGCACGUGAUGAAAUCCCUCCUCCAUGGUGCAUUCUGUCUGUACUCUGUUUUUGUUACCAUAUAUAAAACUACCAGCUCUUUGUGACCAUAUAUUGCCUUGACGUUUCAUUAUGUGGAAAUAAAGCUUAAA